GCGAUAAUAUCUCUGCUCCAUCAUUUAUUGAGGAAAACUUAUCAUGCGACACAAAAAUGAUCACUUGUACCGAUAGCGAGGAUGCUUCAUCUGAUAAAAUGUCUGGACUAAUUGCUAUACAACCGCUUGAUAGAAAUCAAGUUACUGAGCAAACUUUGAAGCAUGAACUUUCUAGGUCUAUUUCUUCAGUAGCAUCAGUUAAACUACAUGAUGAGUCCAUCUUAAACAACACAAUUGAAGGCUCUACGCAGAGAUUAGCUUAUUGGAUUGAUGAGGCUAUGAGAAUGGGUCAAUUGAACCUCUUCAUGCGUGUUGAAAACAUUGAACAACUUUGUCAUAUUUCCCCACCGGAUCAACAAAACAAUCCCAAGCAACCCAUUUAA
Funneliformis geosporum is the source of this 383-nucleotide messenger RNA. The record is from the annotation of a GenBank genome assembly. NCBI's taxonomy places the organism in Eukaryota, Fungi, Glomeromycota, Glomeromycetes, Glomerales, Glomeraceae.